AUGAUUAAUCUUCGCAUUCCUAUUCUCGUUUCUUCAGUCUUUUUCCUUGUCUUUCUUUCAUCGUCCUUCAUGUUUACUACGCCUAGUUUUGCUGCUAGAGUAGGUCAAUCUUUAGUGCAUAAAGAUAUCACAAAUAUUCCAGAAUAUAAAGAGCCCGAGGAAACCGAGAUUCCAGAAGAACCAGAAGUUCCAGAAGAGCCGGAAAUUCCUGAGGAGCCCGAGAUUCCUGAACCAGAGGAGCCUGAGGAACCAGAGGAGCCUGAGGGACCAGAGGAGCCACCAAAGGAGCUUGAGGAACCAGAAGACCCAAAGUUUGGAUUUCCGUCGUGGUUUCCUAGCUUUCCGUUUCCUGGUGUUAACGAUGGUUCUUCGAAGAGUGAAAAGACAAAGCCUACGACAACGGUUGAUGAAGAAGUUACUGCGAGAAAGUCGAGUGUUUCUGAGGAAACCUCGAGUGGUCCUAACAAGAAGCCAUAG
Arabis nemorensis is the source of this 477-nucleotide messenger RNA. Lineage: Eukaryota; Viridiplantae; Streptophyta; Magnoliopsida; Brassicales; Brassicaceae. The record is from the annotation of a GenBank genome assembly.